CCUUGUCGUGGUGGGGGUGCUUAUCGUGGGAUCCUCCAGCAAUCCAGUUGCAGGAUCUCACCACAAACAUAACUCAAAAAUAACCUCAAUGUUAGAAAACUUGAAAAACAAAAACAUGGAAAAAGCUAACGAAGAUAUAAAAAAUCGAACGGGGAUAUACGUUCAAGUGUCGGCAGGUGUCGCGACUGCCGGCGAGGGCUUGGCCUCGAAAGAGGCUAAGUCGCCAGUGACAAAAGUUAGCUCGGCGGAAAUAAAGAAAAACGCUGACAAAAAGAAAAGUAAAGGUGAGUCGACCUCAGCCUCCAGAAAGACUGCAAAGUGCAAAACUGGAAGCCGGCGAACAACCACCAAUACAAACCCUGCUACCUUGGUAGCUCCCACUAGUGGAAGUACGGCUGUCUCUUACAGUACUACUGACACCCCAAGCACUAAUGUAGAUAAUUCUACGGGCCCUGAAGGGGAUGCUAUGACUGAAAAACGGACCGUCUCUUACGAAUCCACCCUCAGUCAAAGCAAACCCCUUCAGAACACGUUGGUUACUCCACUCCCUGACGGAAGUAAGGCUGUCUCUUACAGUCAUGCUUCCGCCGAGGAACACAGUAACAGAAUUGCUACUCCAAACUCAGGAAUAGUUAACUCUGUGGGUCCGGAAGGGGAUGUCUUGACCAGUAAAACGUCUGUCUCUUACAGUCUCACCUCUAGUCAAGACAGACCUCUUCCUGACCCUAAAAGUGCUCAAAUCCCCAGCGGCAGUGUAGCUGUCUCUCAUAGUUCCACCUCCGCUGGAGAGGAAAGCAAAAGAGCGUCCCGUAAUGACAUAAGGAACGCAAAGGGGAUCUAUAGAGCACUAAGGUUGAUACCAAUAGCCGAACGGUCCCCAGAGCAAUCCAGCAAGUUAGAAUGGGCAAAAGCUAUUCUCAGCAAAAGAUUGACCAGCAGCGACUUAACGUCAAAGCGACAAAGGUCUGUUGAGGAUUCCGUCUCGGAAUCUAAAAGACAAAAAGUGCAUAAUUCCAGCACUCACACUAGGAAAGACCUGUCCUUUAGUGACGUUCUUAAGGACAAGUCUAUCCUUGCAGUUAUCGAUAGAAGUAAUGUCGAUGGCAUGAUCUCUUUUGACCGUUGGACGAUGGUCUCAAACAAACUGCAGAUCUCCUACUGGACUCUCAUGAUGGAGAACCCGGGUGAGCCUGCAGUUGUUGAGGACGCGGGAUGGCACCAAGGCCGCGUCAAGCUCGUCGCAUUCGGUGACAAGAGAUCAUGCGAUCUAUAUAAGCUUGCUAUCAGCAGACUAGAGGGGCUAUGGCCUGAUGCCAAGCUAGAGGUUGUGGCAAAGGAAGACAUUCCUUGCAGACCUAGAGCUCGCAUCAGUAUCCCAGCUGAGCUAGCCUGCAAAGAUACUGUGCUCAAAAUGAUCCAGUUUGGAAAUCCAUCCCUACCCACUCACGACUGGAAAGUCGCAAAGCUGGAAGAGCCAACGGGCCCUUAUAGAUCGGCAAUAAUUGUCAUCAAUAAGGAGUCGUUGACUCCCCUAGCUGCGAACCAAAGUCAGAUAAGGUUUGGAUGGACUUCUACAACCUUAAAGAUCUAUAAAAAAGAUGAGGAGAGUGCAAAAGCUGCACCUCCAUCACUUCCGGCACCUGAGGUUCCCUCCUUAGAAGAAGACAUUGCCUUAAAUAUCAAUCCUCCAUCUCCAUCAAUGGAGGUUGAUACGCCGGUAAUCUCCCCAACUGAGGAGGUCCCCUCGGGCUCUAAAACGCCAGCCAUAAUGGCUCCAAUACCAGAUAACUCCGAUGUUGAGAUGGAAACAGAGGAAUAUCUCAACAAGAUUCUACUCAGUGAAGAUGAACUCCUACGUUCAUCUUCUGAGUCAGAAUCCGAAGACCUCGACCUUACGGUGGUGGGGGCUGAUCUGACUAACAGUAGCAUUCAUGCUCCAGUUAGUUCAGAUUAACCUUCACCACUCCAAGCAGGCUUCGGCCUCCCUUCUUCUCCGAAUCCACAAGAAUGGGGAAGACGUGGUGCUGGUCCAGGAACCAUGGAUCUGCAAGUCCAUGGUUCAGGGACUCAGGACUCCUGGGUACAACUUGCUAUAUGCAUCGGACAAAGCGAUCGAGAUGUAACCGCGGUCAGACUGCAAACUGACCAAGGAACACUCUGGAUUGCGUCGGCAUAUCUCGGCCAUGACCAACUCGGCCCUCUCCCUGGCGAAAAACUACGGAGACUUGUAGCCGAUGCUGAAAGGCAAAAGAUCUGCCUCAUAAUUGGUUGCGAUGCAAACGCCCAUCACACGGUCUGGGGAAGUACCGACAUAAAUGAUAGAGGUGAGUCACUUUUUGAUUUUAUUUUGAGUACUAACCUGAUAGUAAGUAAUACUGGCAAUGAACCAACAUUCGUUACCAGAAACUGACAAGAAGUACUAGACAUUACUCUUGUCUCCGAUUCGAUUCAUCAAAGGAUCUUAAAUUGGAAAGUAUCUGAAGAACACUCGUUCUCUGAUCAUAGAUACAUCCAAUUUAGUCUUAACGAUGUGACUACUAAACAGUUAGCAUUCCGAAACUAUCGCAAAACUAACUGGCAAAAAUACAGGGAAACUCUGACAAGCUUACUUAAACCUGAACUUCUAAGUUAUCCCUCAAAUACAAUCGAUCUCGACAACAAAGUCAAUGAUCUCACUUCUGC
Molecule: messenger RNA, 2682 nt
Organism: Episyrphus balteatus (marmalade hoverfly)
Lineage: Eukaryota; Metazoa; Arthropoda; Insecta; Diptera; Syrphidae
Exons: 2
Coding region: 89-1954 (621 amino acids)
Source: RefSeq, a predicted model, not a curated record